This is a messenger RNA of Aspergillus steynii IBT 23096, 1881 nucleotides long. RefSeq names its product transcription factor domain-containing protein. Gene Ontology annotation, biological process: DNA-templated transcription; regulation of DNA-templated transcription. Gene Ontology annotation, cellular component: nucleus. The transcript has 8 exons. The record is from RefSeq and is a predicted model, not a curated record. Gene Ontology annotation, molecular function: DNA binding; zinc ion binding; DNA-binding transcription factor activity, RNA polymerase II-specific. Bases 32 to 1819 code for a protein of 595 amino acids. NCBI's taxonomy places the organism in Eukaryota, Fungi, Ascomycota, Eurotiomycetes, Eurotiales, Aspergillaceae.
AUCCACCCUCUGUUUGUCCAUCCUGGUGGUUAUGACCCCCCGAAGACCAUUCACGCAGAUUUCGUGCACCCGCUGCAAGUCUAAGAAGAUCCGAUGCAACAGGGUUCACCCGUGCUGCGACAAAUGUGAUGCUAUUGGUGCGGAAUGUAUCUACCUACCGCGAAAGACAAGAGCCAAGAAGCCUCGGACCCAUGAGAAGGAUAUUCUCGCCAGCAUUCUCGAUCGCCUAGAUCGACUCGAGGACCAUUGUAUGUUGAGCAAAGAGCCCGCAGACCAAUAUGAUGAUUCGAGCUCCAUGUCAGUGUCCACUGUGGACUCAGAGACUCAUCGAUCACUGUGGAAGAAUGACAUUAUGACCCCUCUCAAACCAAUCCGGCCCAUGCGCAGUGCCGUGUAUCCAUUGUUGAAUCGCCUGAAGAAAGACCAAACUAAAGCCCUACUAUGGUCGACUAUCUUCUGCCAGUUGCCCUACGUUGGAUUCGAUGUCUUUGAGCACGAGAUGUGCCGCAACGCUGUCGAAAACGCGGUGACGGAAAUUCAACUUUGGGAAGACAUGCAGGAUAGCGGCUUGGCACAUGCUCCGAUUCCGAUAAGCAAAGAAAUGGCAAAAAGAUGGAUAAAUUUGUACUUCAAUGGCCACCAAUUUGAAGCCUUCCGUGUGCCUCUCGAUCGGGACUUUCUGCUGUCGAUUCCUGACCUGCUAGAGAUACCGCAUGUUACGCUCGACGCCACCUCGCAAAUUCUUUACUACAGCGCUGUCGUUCAGGGUCUCUUCAUAGAUCCCGAGCCUGUGCCAGAUAGGUCUAAUCUUGUUCGAAGUAUUUAUCAGCUCGUGGCAAAUAUGGGAGAGAGCUGGGUGAAUUCUGUCCAGAUCACAGUACCCGACCUGUAUGCAUCGUUUUUUGUGCUAUCUGUGACACUGGAAAACUGCAGAACGGAGCUGUCAUGGAGGAGCUUUGGUCAUACGAUCACAAUCGCAAGAGCCUUGGGGUACUUGACCGUCGAUGCGGAAACCAAAGGGCCAAACCCCCCGGGUUUCCCAGAUGACAGCCCUUAUGCACAAGAAAUCAGCAAGAAUCGAAUGCGAUUCGAAUUUUGGCAUCUCUUGCGUAUGGACUGUGUCUUCCGCCUGCAUUUCGGUAAACCAGCCAUGAUCGCUGCAGGCUCGUGGGCCGUCAAUUUCCCGGACCCGAGUAUCAAUGGUGUCACGCACAUGUCUACUCGCUAUAUUCAAAUACAUUUUUUGGCCUCGAUGCGACUAACGCUGGUAUUACUGAAAUACCUGGACCUCCUGGAAUUUACUGCCGAUGAUACAGUGUUCGACGAGUCGCUGGAUAAUUUGGCGGUAGAGGUCGAGUCAAUAAUGCGUGACUGGAACGCGGAUGAGCUUUUCAAUAAUACCGACAACCACAUCGACCUGCGGAUUUGCAUGGACAUCUUCGUUAGCUGCUACAAGAUGCUGAUCAUGUUUCACCAAUACAAGAAGGGCAACCAUGGCCGUCCGGUUCUAUCAGAAAAGACUCUUGAAGUUGCCAGGGCCUCGAUGACGAUGAUUCAGAAGAUCGUGGGCUCGUCGACCAACCAAUAUUGGGGUAUUAGUAUAUAUUUCAUGUAUGAAGCUGUACCGUUUUUCAUCUUGUGCUGGGGCAUUCUUGCUUCCCCGACUCACAAGGAUGCCGAGGCAGACCUCGGCUUGAUGGCUUGGCUUGGUUGCUUUGUUGAGAAGACGGUCGUCGAGCAGCCGGAUAAGAAGGCGAUAAGUAUUGUCCUGAAGGCCAUCAUCAGUUGUUGCCGAAAUGCUAUGUUCGAUUCACGGUGACAUAAGUCUUUUUGAAUUCUGUUUAUAUUUCGGGUGGACUUUUUAUUGAGCGCUGUAGUUAU